Molecule: messenger RNA, 2125 nt
Organism: Acanthaster planci (crown-of-thorns starfish)
Lineage: Eukaryota; Metazoa; Echinodermata; Asteroidea; Valvatida; Acanthasteridae
Biological process (GO): attachment of mitotic spindle microtubules to kinetochore; kinetochore assembly; spindle attachment to meiosis I kinetochore
Cellular component (GO): kinetochore
Molecular function (GO): centromeric DNA binding
Source: RefSeq, a predicted model, not a curated record
CCUUCUGUUUUCAUUCAGGCCAGAGGAAACUACCACAGACACCCACUGAUCUCUCUAUUCACGUUAGCCCACCCCCUGGUGGCAAAGUGGCAGAACACCCAGCAAUGGUUGUCAUGAACCCUGACACACAGCAAGAGGUUGAAGUGGAUACUUUAAGGACCGCCAAGAUGAAUGUUUUUGUUGGACCCAGUGGCAAGGAAGCAACAGCAGAUGAUCCAAUUACCUUGUGCAAGUCCAUUUCACAAAAAGCUUUCGCCUCAGGAAUCCUAACCAUCAGACCUCUCCAAGAGAAAGGUUUACAGUUUGUUCGGAAUGACACCAUGGUAUUCUACAUAACCCGGGGGAAAGUCUCUGUCACUAUACAUCACACAACGAGCAUCCUGCAGACUGGAGACAUGUUCUUUGUACCCCAGGGUAACAUGUACAAUAUUAAGAAUCUCCGUCAUGAUGAGGCUAAACUUGUGUUCUUCCAGCACAAAGGCUGAUGAGGUCCAGCAGUCAAUGUGGUUACCAUGUCUGGCGGCAAAGUAAAAAUUGCCAUGGAAACUGAUUUGUGCUUCCCCAAAGACGAAAGGAAUUGCCCUUUUCCUGGAAAAUAAAUUGCUAGAUUUUGUACAGCCCCAUUUGCCUUAUGACUACAGUUUGACCCAAACCCGAGUUUAAAGGGUCAGUGGUGACAUAUUUUUAAUAUACGUGAUCUGCAUGUACAUAGAAUGCUUUUGUGUCAGGUGUACAUAUCUUGCUGCAUCAGUCUGUCAAAAUCAUUACCAAAGGGUGUGGAAAAUGGGGGUUUCAGUUUAAUGUUACAGUCGGCAGUUUGAAAGAUUCUGGAAGCAAUGGAGACACAGUACUAUAUCAUUCUCAGUUUGAAGAUAUGAUCAUUUAUUGAAUGAUACCUACAAUAACAUUCCUAAACAAUUUCAAAUUUCAGCUUGAUUUAAAUCAUCACUUUUGAGUUACAGGUAUAGCUUUGUACUGAAAAUAUAAAGGACAUUUUCAAAUGGCGAUUUUUCAUGACAGACUUGGGGUGGGAGGAAUAACUCUGGUCAUGAUUGAAAACCAAGACUGAUUGCUCAUUAAUUCUCUCAUAUCCACCACCCCUAUGGCUAUAGGACACUAGAAUGGGCCAAUCUCUUAGGCCAAAUUUUGUGAAGUAGAGACGUUGCCAAGCAUUCUGGCAGACUUGCUAUCAUCCUUGAUCAAUGCAUGUACAUUCAAUAAGCAUGUGUCAUGCACACACAUGUAUUGACCUCUACUACACGAGUUCUCUCUACUCAGGGCUUCAAGAAAUUACAUCAUUUGUCCACAGGAAAUUAGUGCAUUUCAGUGCCCAGUUAGAAUAUGGGACCUUAGUAAAAAGUACUCCGUCUUAAAGUUACAUGUUCCUUAAAAAAGUAACUGGAUAAAGAAAAAAUGAACUUUUGUGUAGGAUUUACUUCCAUUUAAAAGCAUGGCAGUUUAACAGACUGCCUUCAACAGGACCAACGAACUAAGCCUAUGGUGGAUAGAUUUCGAUUUCAAUUUUAAUAGAUUAGCUUCACAUUUUAAACAAACAUCAGUUUUAUUGUUUUAAUACAUGUUCAUAGACUCUCUUGACACUAGUUUUAAGCAGCAAAUGAUUUGAGGACUACCAAUUUUGAUUGAAUAGAUCAGUCGCAUAGAAAUCAAUUUCUGAACUUGGACAUGCAGGUUGAGGGUGAACUGAAAUACCACUGUUUGGGGUUUUUGAGAAUAGCCGAGUCUACCAUUCUAGAACUACUGUAGUUUUGCACUGAACUGUUGCCUUACUUCAAUUUACAGCUUGAUACUUGCUGACUUUGUAUAAUAAAGCUCACCGAGUGCUUCCAUGACUUUAAAACUGUCAUGCCUGCUUCCUGGAAUGUUUGAAGUGUGGGGUAGGUUUAUCCUCAGUAAUUUGCAACAGAAGUUGUCUGAGUGACACUCAUCGUUGGGAGGGGGGAUGUAAAAACAAAGUCCAUGGCUCCUGGUACAAUCAUUUUACCUCUACCAGUAUGCAGAGCUACUAUUUUCACAUUUAAAAAUCCCGCCUUUUAUAUUCUUAUGCCUGUCACUACUACCAGUACCACAAAAAUUCAACACUGAAGAUAAAAAAAAAACCAACACU